AUGGAGGCGGCGGCGCCCGGCGGAUUGGUGCUGCCGGGUGCUCUCGCUCUUCUCCUCAUCCUCCUCUUGCUGCUGCUGGCGGCCGUGCUGCGCCGCGCCACCUCCCGAGGGCUGCCUGCCGUUCCGCCGGACGGUUCCAAGGCGAACGGCCACGCUGUUGCCAGGCCGGAGGAGCACAGGAAGGCGAAGCAGCCGGCACGGACCCGGAGGGACAAACCGCAGCAGCACAACUUCACGCACCGGCUGCUGGUCGCCGCCCUAAAGGGUCACAGCGGCUCUGUCUCCUGCCUGGACUUCAGCAGCAACGGCAAGUACCUGGCGUCGUGCGCCGACGACCGCACGGUCCGGCUGUGGAGCACCCGGGACUUCACGGCCCGUGAGCACCGCUGCCUGCGCGCCAACGUGGGGCUGGACCACGCCGAGCUUGUCCGCCUCAGCCCCGACUCUCGGGCAUUCAUUGUUUGGCUGGCCAAUGAAGAGACUAUUCGUGUCUAUAAAAUGACUAAAAAGGAUGAUGGCAGCUUCACCUUCACUGCAUCUUCUGGGGACUUCCCAAAGAAGCACAAGGCUCCUGUCGUUAACAUUGGGAUUGCAGAGACAGGAAAGUUUAUCAUGACAGCUUCCAGUGACACUACCAUCCUGAUAUGGAGCCCGAAGGGUGAGGUCCUGGCCAGCAUUAACACUAACCAGAUGAACAAUGCCUAUGCCAUGGUGUCACCCUGUGGGAGGUUCGUGGCAUCUUGUGGCUUUACCCCUGAUGUGAAGGUGUGGGAGGUGUGUUUUGGCAAGAAUGGAGACUUCCGGGAGGUGGCCAGGGCUUUUGAGCUGAAAGGCCACACUGCUGGCAUAUACUCCUUCUCCUUCUCUAAUGACUCCAGGAGGAUGGCGACUGUUUCCAAGGAUGGGACAUGGAAGUUCUGGGACACAGACGUGGAAUACAAGAAGCAACAGGAUCCGUACCUGCUCCUGACAGGGAGGUGCGAGGUGACAGAGCCUUGUCGCAUCGCCCUGUCCCCCGACGCUCACGUGGUCGCCAUCUCCAGUGGCACAGACAUUGUGGUGUACAACACCAGGAGAGGAGAGGAGGAGGAACGCUUCACUGGCGUGCAUGGGCAGUGCAUCACAGACUUGGCUUUUGACACCAGCAGCCGCUACCUGGUGUCAGCUGGGGACCGGGCCAUCCGUGUGCUGCACAACACGGCUGGUCACCGGGCUGUGGUGGAGGAGAUGGAGACCAUGCUGAAAAAAACUGGCAACAAAGCCACCCGGGAGAGACUGGAGCAGCAGAUCUCCAGUGCCCGCAAAGCGCUGGCCACGAUCUAUGGCAAGAAGCACUAA
This is a messenger RNA of Indicator indicator, 1338 nucleotides long. It is a transcript of the gene TBL2, whose product is annotated as transducin beta like 2. The transcript has 7 exons. Gene Ontology annotation, molecular function: protein binding. The record is from RefSeq and is a predicted model, not a curated record. Gene Ontology annotation, cellular component: endoplasmic reticulum. Gene Ontology annotation, biological process: endoplasmic reticulum unfolded protein response. Bases 1 to 1338 code for a protein of 445 amino acids. NCBI's taxonomy places the organism in Eukaryota, Metazoa, Chordata, Aves, Piciformes, Indicatoridae.